Maudiozyma saulgeensis is the source of this 1200-nucleotide messenger RNA. Lineage: Eukaryota; Fungi; Ascomycota; Saccharomycetes; Saccharomycetales; Saccharomycetaceae. The record is from the annotation of a GenBank genome assembly.
AUGCAGUUACAUAAACGGCUGUUACUCCCUCAAGCAUACUUAUCGAAUUUCCAUAACAGAGUUCGUAAUGAGGAAGCCAUUCCACUUUGUUCAGUGGUCCAACAGACCUCGAGAGCACACAAGAGAGCCAAAAUCGUGAACUAUACCGAGGUUGAUAUUGCCGACCCAUUUGAUGAAGCUGAGAAUGAUGGAUUUGAUGUGGAUAUGGAUGGCAAAGGAGAUUACGAUACUGGAGAUGUUGGUUCUCAACCGGGAUCUCCAACAACGGAAGGAGAUGAGAAUGGUGGUACGAACUCUACUAAUGGUGGCACUAACGCUACAGUCCAUGAAGAAACACUACCUGAUUUAGUUGACCAACCUGAAUUGCUAAAUAUUAUUAAAUAUCCACAUAUUAAGGAGACAUUUAUGCAAAGUACAGUGGCAACACCAUAUAGAUUAAAUUUACCUCAAUCCACAGUAGUGGCUGGAACUUCUGGUACAAAUGCACAAUGUCAUAAUGAGGAACCUAUUAUUAUACCUAUUCAUUUUGAGAUUGAGGAUAAUGGUACUAUAUAUAAUGAUUUUUUCACAUGGAAUCUUAAUGAUAUUUCAUUAACACCUGAAGAGUUUGCAAGUGUUUAUUGUGCAGAUUUGAAUCCCACAGGUCAUGAUGAUAUGAGUUCAUUACAUCAACAAGUAGUAAGCACGAUUAAAGAACAUAUUGAAGAAUAUGAAAAAGUCGCCGCUGUUAAAUUACCAGAUUUCCAUGCUAUCAUCAAUUUAACGUGUAAUUUAAAUGAUAAAUUUUAUGAUGAUAAUUUUCAAUGGAACCUGAGCGAUACAAUGUUUACACCUGAAAUGUUUGCAGAGAUUGUAGUAGCGGAUUUAGGAUUAACAAGAGAUUUUUUACCUUUAUUAUGUUAUUCAUUAUAUGAUUCAGUGACUAAGAUUAAAAAAGAGUGGUUGGAUGGGAAUCUUUCAUUAGGGGAUACAACAUUAUUGAAUGAUGCUGCAUUUGGUUAUUUAUCAGGUAUCAGGUUAGAUAUUGAUGGAUUAGGAAUCAAUUGGUGUCCUAAAGUAGAGAUUCUAACACCACAAGAGAUUCAAAAGAGAGAAAUCGAGAAAGAAAGAAACUUAAGAAGAUUGAAGAGAGAAUCAGAUAGACUCACAAGAAGAGGUCGUAGGCGUCUGGACGAUCUCGAGACCACUUUACGGAUAUAA